UCCCAGCUCAUCUUCACUCUCCGCUCAGAGCCGACGACCGCCGACGACCAGCAGCCAUGACCUCCUUCUCCACCAGCAACAACUUCAUGUCCUCCUCCUUCGGCCGCCGUGUCGGCAGCGUCUACGGCGGCGCUGGAGGAUCUGGGGUCCGUGUCUCCAAGGCCUCCUACUCCUACGGCUCCUCUGCUGCCGCCGCCGGUGCCUCCGCAAACGUGGUUGACAUCAACAAGAAGGCCACCAUGCAGAACCUGAACGACCGCCUGGCCUCCUACCUGGAGAAGGUGCGCUCCCUGGAGAAGGCCAACGGCGAGCUGGAGCUGAAGAUCAGGCAGUUCCUGGAGAACAAGGCCCGGCCGGAGGGGCACGACCUCACCGCCUUCAGCAUCCGCAUCAAAAAGAUGCAGGAGGAGCUCUGCCACGCCGCUCGUGGAAACGCGGCCCUGGUCCUCGCCAUCGACAACUCCCAGCUCGCCACCGACGACUUCAAAGUCAAGUACGACAACGAGAUGGGCAUGCGUCAGUCGGUGGAGGCCGACAUCGGCGGGCUGAGGAAGGUUCUGGGCGAGCUGACCGUGGGCCGCAGCGACCUGGCCAUGCAGGUGGACGGUCUGAAGGACGAGCUGCUCCAGCUGAAGAGGAACCACGAGGAGGACCUGCUGGCUCUAAGGGCGCAGAUGGGAGGCCAGGUGAACGUGGAGGUGGACGCCGCUCCGCAGGAGGAUCUGAGCAGCGUCAUGUCCGGAAUCCGGGAACAUUACGAGAACGUCGCCACCAAGAACCGCAAAGAGCUGGAGGCCUGGUUCCAGACCAAGACGGCCGAGCUGAACAAAGAAGUGUCCGUGAGCACCGAGACUCUGCAGAUGUCCAAGUCUGAGGUCGGACAAGUCAGACGAAUUCUCCAGAGUCUGGAAAUCAAACUUCAGGCUCAGAUCAGCAAGAAAGCUGCUCUGGAGGGAACUCUGGCCGAGACCAAGAGCCGCUACGGCAACAUGUUGGCCGGGUACCAGGCGCAGGUGGAGGGUCUGGAGGAGCAGCUGGCCCAGCUGAGGUCCGACCUCAACAACCAGAAGGUCCAGUACUGUGAACUGCUGGACAUCAAGACCCGGCUGGAGCUGGAGAUCGCCGAGUACAGGAGGCUGCUGGACGGAGACGCCAAGAGCACCACCACCUCCACCAUCAAGACGACCCGCGUGGUGACCAUCGUGCAGGAAGUGGACGCCGAUGGAAAUGUGGUGACGACCAGCAGUUAAACUGUGACCAGUAAUAAUCAGAGAUCCAUAAUACUGUUAUUCCAUAAUACUGUAAUCAGAGAUCCAUAAUACUGUAAUCAGAGUCAGUAAAGUCUGUGCUUCAAUAAAAAAACGUCUGACAUCA
This is a messenger RNA of Scophthalmus maximus (turbot), 1374 nucleotides long. RefSeq names its product keratin, type I cytoskeletal 50 kDa-like. The record is from RefSeq and is a predicted model, not a curated record. The transcript is spliced from 7 exons. Bases 57 to 1250 code for a protein of 397 amino acids. Lineage: Eukaryota; Metazoa; Chordata; Actinopteri; Pleuronectiformes; Scophthalmidae. Gene Ontology annotation, molecular function: structural molecule activity.